GGGGAGACACACCGGAAGUCCCCGCUCUCUUCCUCGCGACGCUCUGUGAACAGAAACCAUUUACAUCUUGUUUCCUCGUUAUCAAAGUAUCCUCAGCGUUUGAAGUAAGUAUCUUAUUUUACUAUCAACGUGACAUGUUUGACUUGAACAGAAGCAUAAGUGAAUGUGAAGAUUCUUAAGUAGAAGUUUACGAUCGUUCACCGGGUUCAUGAUGUUGUUAGCUAGAGUGCUAUUGAUUCAACAUUAGCAUGCUAGCUGUUUCUCUGAAGAAGCGCGAGGACGCUUUACGUGUCGAGGUUAUAAAAACACCGAGUUAUUUCAGUAAAUUCCAGAGAGUUUGUGGUUCAGAAAGUAGGUAAAUUGAGAUUAUAGGGCGCAACGCUGAUAUGUCGUGUUCUUAAACAUGAAGUAUGCAUUGAGUACUCAUGUAUUAUAGUUCAGAGACCAGGCAGUUUCAUUUGUCUCAUUUAAAUCUUGAAGGGAUAUUUCGGCGUAAAAUUAAGUUAUUGUCAAACACAACGUAACACCAACUUAAGUAACGACCACACGAUAGCAACACACAGUGGUCUGAGGAGCCAUAAACAGCACCUAACUUCAUCAACAGUACAUCAACACAGCCUAAUUUCUUAUGGAAAGAGAUUAAACACAACUCACCCACUUUCCUCCAGCAGCCAAUCCGUUACGGACUACAGCGGGGUGUCGCAGCUCAAGGAAGAACAUUUAUGUUCAUGUCUUCAUGGAAAUCCAAUCAGACUGAGACGCAAAGGCAGAAGAACUACCACGUCUGCAGUGCAAAAUGAUUAAUAUGAUGAUUAUUACUUCAAGUAAAUGAUAAAGGAUUGAUCAUAAAUGUUCUUCCUUGAGCUGCGUCACCCCGCUGUAGUCCAUAAUGGACUGGCCUGAGGUCUCGCUACAAACAAGCAGCUGCUGGAAGAGAGUAGGUGAGUUGUGUUUAGUCUCUUUGCCAAAGAAAUUAGGCAAAGCGUAAAAGAUGUUUGGUGGCUUGUACUGUGGCUGGGAUCCUAUAUGUACUGUUGAUGAAGUUAGGUGCUGUUCUGAGCAUGAUAUGUGGCUAUAGAGUGGCUUUUUGGUUGAGGUUUGUUUAUGGCUCCUCAGACCGCUGUGUAUUACUAUCGUACAGUCAUUACUAAAGUUGGUAUAACUAGAGAAGCAAGCGGUCAGCAACAUUCAUCUCUCAAGGGGGUGUCUAACUUGGUGUUACAGUGUGUUUGACCCUAAAUUAAUUUUACGCCGGAAUAUCCCUUUAAGACAAGAUACAAACACAAAAAAAAUCAGACUUAAAACAUAUUGACCAAAACCUUUUAACAGACUUUUGGACAGCAGAGUCAGGGCUAGGAAUCAAUGCAGGCUUAUCAUAUUAUUGCUCAUUCUUGGAGCCUCUGGUCAAAUUGGCCAAUAUUAAUCUUUUCACUGGAAUGUAUAUGAUGAGAAAUGUCGACCUCAGAGCAGUGGACACAUCCUACUUUAGGACACUUGAGAUUAGGCCUGCACGAUAUAUCGUUUGACUAUCGUCAUCGCGAUGUACGUGUGUGCGAUAGUCACAUCGCAGAGCCUGCGAUAUUGGAGGUGAAUGAACUCAUUUAAUUUCAAGGGUAACCGACUGAGAUACACUCCAUGUGACUCUGCAUGUGCUGUGCAGCGAUCCACCAAUCACCUUCGUCCUUAACUCAGUUGCCAAUCAGACUCACUUCUCAGUUGCCAAUCAGACUACCCUGCCAGCUGUCAAUCAAAAUCAGGGAGGAGGAAACCCACCCCUGCACAUGUUCUGCACAUGGAGGGAGACGUGUGUCCGCUGAGAAUUACUUUCGGAACUUUACUGACUGUUAAGCCCAACAAAUAAGAACUGUAUGGGUUUUAAAUUGUACAUUUCCAUGGACCACUCUACUAUAAGCAGUGCGCGUUUUGCGAGGUGCAUGCAAUUCUCGGAGGACAUGCGUUUCUCGGCACAACACCGCUAACAACAACAACAACGAUCGCAAAAUGAACAACGAACAAGCGAAAUCCACCGAAAAUGAAGAUUUGUUGCCAAAAAGAAAAGGAAAGUCAGUUAUCUGGAAUGAUUUCGGUUAAAAGAAGGAUAAUGUCGACCAAAACACGUCUUCUGUGUUCAUCUGUUGCCACAAUAACGUCCCAGCACAAUAAAAGCUAAAAAUAUCUCUGAGACAGACAGAAGCCGUUCUACUAACAUUCACAAAAAGAGGUAAGAUCAGAGCAGAUUAACUGUCCUCAAGAUUUCAGCGGUGCAGCAUAACAUUAAGUGUUAUUCAGGUCAUCUGGUGAAAAUUCCUGUAUUUUUAAUAUCGCAAUAUAUAUCGCAGGGUUGAAAAAAUCGCAAUAUUAUUUUUUUCCAAUAUCGUGCAGCCUUACUUGAGAUCAUAAAAGUCAAGAACAAAACAAGUAUUUGUCAGCCUGCACCAAAAUAUCUAAAUAAGUAGAGGGUAAAUUUGUUUUCUUGACUUAGAUACAUUCAGCGUGGUCUUCCCAGGAGUACAAACGGUCCAUCAUUACAUCCAAGUACUUAAAAGAAGGCCUUUGUUCGACUUUUAUCAUGAUGAUAUGAAUAAGCUUUAUGAGUCAGAUAGUGUGACAAAUAUAACAUACUCAGUUCUUUGGAUUUACUUACAAAGCCUUACAUUCACUCCACUUGACCACUUGGGUCAUCCAAGUCGUUAAGCAAAUAGGUUUCGAGCCAUGUCAUCAUCAUUAUGUCAUAUGACCUCUAAACAUCCUUUGGCCUCCGAUUUCAUUCCAUUUUCACUCACACUCUUAUACCCAGUGUCUGCCCCUGCAUGAAUCCUGUAUUCAGUCAUAUUUUUCCCCCUCUCACCAGAGCUUCAGGGACUCCCAUUCCAGCAACAAUGACCGACCGAUACAACAUCCACAGUCAGUUGGAGCAUCUUCAGUCCAAAUACAUCGGCACAGGACAUGCUGACACCAGCAAGUGGGAGUGGUUGGUCAACCAGCAUAGAGACUCUUACUGCUCUUACAUGGGACAUUUUGACCUGCUCAACUACUUCUCUGUGGCUGAGAAUGAGAGCAAAGCGCGUGUCCGCUUUAACUUGAUGGAGAAGAUGCUUCAGCCGUGUGGACCACCAGCAGACAAACCCGAUGAUGCAUAGAAAACACAGUGUCUUUUUUUUUAUUUUUCCCACAUUUUUGUAGGAUUUGGGAUUUCUGCCGCAAUAAUUACAAACCAUGUCAUGCUACGAUUUUUCUUUUUUUUAGUCGUCUGAGGCCUCAGCCCUGUGUGACCCUGCCCAUGCUGAAUGAUUAUUCACUUAAAAACCAUAAGACACUUGGACUCUGAUCUUUACACUUUCUGCAUUUGGAACACUGAUUCUCUUUCUUGCCCCAGGAUUUAAAGUUUUAUUCAAGAGGAUGAUUAAAAAUGUGCACAUGGGGGAAACACAAUCUGUUCGGGUGUUGUAAUAUGUUUAGAAGCCUCUGUUGUGAUUAAUUAAAUCACUGGUUUAAAGUUG
This is a messenger RNA of Xyrichtys novacula (pearly razorfish), 3500 nucleotides long. The record is from the annotation of a GenBank genome assembly. NCBI's taxonomy places the organism in Eukaryota, Metazoa, Chordata, Actinopteri, Labriformes, Labridae.